UAAACACUGGUAAAUACCUAUGUUGUGAUCGUGUACAUGUAUUUCUUAGUGUAUUGUACAAUACAUGAUGUGGUCAGUGGUUAUACUGUGUGUUUUGCUACCGUUUACUAUUGGUUUAGAUAAUGGUUUGGCCAGAACUCCACCUAUGGGUUGGAUGUCUUGGGAAAGGUUUAGAUGUAACGUCGACUGUAAAAAUGACCCGCACAACUGCAUCAGUGCCAAGCUGCUUAUGCAAAUGGCAGAUAGAAUGACAGAAGAUGGUUAUCUGCAAGCGGGAUAUGAAUAUUUAUCGGUCGACGACUGCUGGAUGGCAAAAGAAAGAAGAAUGAGAACGCUGAUAGCUGAUCCUGAAAGGUUUCCAAAUGGUAUGAAAGCAGUUAUUGAUUAUGUACACUCAAAAGGUCUCAAGUUUGGUAUUUACGGAAGUGUGGGCAAUAAGACAUGCAAGGGUUACCCUGGAAAUAAAUAUCACAUGGAACGCGAUGCCGCAACAUAUGCUGAAUGGGGCGUUGAUAUGUUGAAACUUGAUUGCUGUAACCCAGGGCCAAACUUUGUUACAGGUUUUGAACAGAUGGGAUUGUAUCUCAACAAGACAGGCCGACCAAUCUUAUAUGGUUGUAGUUUGGCUAUCUGUAUGGGACCAAAGGUCAACUACAAUUUAGCAAAAAAAUAUUGUAAUAUGUGGCGCAAUUAUGAAGACGUAGAAGAUAGCUGGCAAUAUGUCUUUAACAUCAUUGAAUUUUAUGGCAAAAACGACAAGAAGUUCCUGGAAAUCGCUGGACCUGGUGGAUGGAACGAUGCGGAUCAGCUGAUAGUUGGUGAUUUCUCAUUAAGCGCCGGACAGCAGCAGACACAGAUUGGGUUGUGGGCUAUAAUGGCGGCACCGUUGUUUAUGUCGGUAGAUCUCAGGAACAUUGAUGAGUCAGCAAAACAGUUGUUAUUAAAUAAAGAGUUACUGGCUAUACAUCAGGACCCACUCGGUAUUGCUGGAAAAAGAAUUUGGAACAUAGAUGGAUAUACAGGUAGACUGGAAAGUUGGCUCCGACCAUUAAGUCCUGAAGGAAGAUAUGCAGUUGGAAUAUUUAAUAAGAAUGUUGGUGGUUUGCUUCAGAUGGUCAAUCGGACCAUGUCUCAGCUAGGGCUAACGGAUGAAAAUGGGUACACCAUGAAGGAGGUGUUCACUGGAAUAUCAUACGGACCAUACAAAUCAUCAGACUCUCUUGUUAUCUUAUUACCUCCUUCAAAUCUAUUUCUGGCUGUAGCUACCCCUGUAACAGAAAAGGAACUCAUUGUGUCCUGAUGUUGACACAAUAAAGCCACUAAAUUAUAUAAAAAUUAACCUUUUUCCCAUGACUGGACUAAAAUUAAACAAAUGAACCUUAUUGUUAAACUUGGUAAAAAUGCAACGCAUGCGCACCAUCGUGACAAUGUUUUUGGUAGGAUUUUAUGUUCGGUAUUUUCAUGUAAAUAAUUCACAGUCGAACCAUAUAUUCACUCGAGUUAUGAAUGUUUCAUAAGGCAUGGUGGUGCAUUGAAUUUUGAAAAAAACUCUUAAAAGGGUGAGACCUCAAUAUUACUACCUCCUUCAAAUCUAUCUCUAUCUAUAGCUACCCCUGUAACAGAAAAGGAACUCAUUGUAUCCUGAUGUUGACACAAUAAAGCCACUAAAUUAUAUAAAAGUUAAUUUAUGAUGAAUGUUUUAUAAGGCACAGUGGUGCAUUAAAUAUUAAAAUACUGACAGAAGAGUGCAACCUCAAUAUUACUACUUCUUCCAAUCUAAUCUAGCUAUAGCUAUUUGUGUGGUUUGCGAUCAAGACAAUAGUCUGUAUUUGAUUUACCAACAAAGGUAGACGUUUUAAAAGCAAUGUUGACGCCAUAAUAAUAUUGGACCCAAACCACUAUACUCAUUACAAAGCCGUAAGCAUUUUAUUACCAAAAAAUAAUCUGGACGAUCCGGGUACAGGAAGGCCGCGAUACCUCUUACAAAAUGUAUUAUUAAAAUAUGACUAACUUUAUUUUCUCAUUUUUACGCAACCAAAAAUUACAACAACUCAUUCCCUAUGUGGUCUCGUGGUAGCAUAUGCGCCUAAAUCGCAAAAAUAAUGCUUUUGUUUGAUUCGUCGCCGAAUCAAUCCAAAGACUUUGAAUUUUGUAUUUACUUUUUAACUGUCAACCAAAUUAUAAUCAGAGUAGCAGAAAAAACUCUGUCUGGUUGGCUGAAAGCCAGAAUUGUAAUAGUCCUAGUGUCACGACUUGCUUUCUAAAGAAUAAAACUUUGCCAGCACGCAUGUGCAGGUCUACUUCAGUCUAGUAUAAACUCGUAAUCACACUCUUGUUUUUAAAAUGACUAUUUUUUUCUUUCAGACUAAUAAUAGAAUGAAUCGUGACUGUUGUAUUCUCGACUGCUCAUACUCAACUUGUUGACAUUAGAUCAUGAUCUUUGAUGACAUAAUAUCUUGGGAUUUAACACGGAUGUGUGUUUGUAUAUGUGUGGGUGGUUGGGUGGUCCAAUAAAGUUUUCGGAGAAUAUCAGUAUUGAGAUUGUGUGUAGGCGACGUUCCUAUGUAUUGUUAUAUUACUCGCAACUGCUUUUUGAAAAAAAUAUUAACAAAAUGAAUUCAUAUACAUAUAUUAACAUAAAUGUUUUAAGAAAUUGUAAAAAAAUCUAUACUUAUCAAAUAGAAUAUUAUAUUUAAAUACCAGGCUUAUUUAAAUUGUGUGUUAUGAUUUCAUAGUUUAUGACAACUUAAAAUAUAUAAUAAAAAACAUUUGUAUAUAACAACAAGAAUAAAA
Messenger RNA from Mytilus californianus (California mussel), 2793 nucleotides. Its product is annotated as alpha-N-acetylgalactosaminidase-like. Gene Ontology annotation, biological process: glycoside catabolic process; oligosaccharide metabolic process; glycosylceramide catabolic process. Gene Ontology annotation, cellular component: cytoplasm. NCBI's taxonomy places the organism in Eukaryota, Metazoa, Mollusca, Bivalvia, Mytilida, Mytilidae. Bases 65 to 1300 code for a protein of 411 amino acids. The record is from RefSeq and is a predicted model, not a curated record. The transcript is spliced from 7 exons. Gene Ontology annotation, molecular function: alpha-galactosidase activity.